ACAGCACAGCUACAUUUCUGCAAUAUAUUGUCUUCAACAAAAGUCUGAGUAAAGGUUCACAACAUGUUCUGCAUCCUCAGACACAAACAGUUUACAUUACUCAUAUGGCCAGAGACCACCAAAGUCAUGACAACAUUUACUUCCUGUAUGGAAACCAUUUUUGGUGUGCGUGUGGGAGGUCUGGCCAGGUUUAAUCUUGAAACUUCACAUUAAUGUCUGACGCAGAAACAAGUAUAUUGAGAUUAAAAUAUUCUUAGAUAUAAUUUACUCCUUUUUGUUGUCUUAGUAACAUUAAAGCUGUAGUUUAGAGUUGAGGUUUCCCGAAUGAGACAAAACAACAGAUGCAGAUACAGAUACUCACUACUACUGGUGGGAUGGAGGAUUCUUGUAAAUAUUUGGGCAUCAACAGGACCUGUUCUCUGAUAUGUUGCAUGUUCUGGAUUUUCUCACCAGCAGAAGGAAACACCAUCUCACAGGUGGUUGGCACCAAAGUGACCCUGCCCUGCAAGAACGAGUCAAAGUUGGGUCAGCUGACAUGGAAAAUGAACGAGGAUAUCCUGUUUACUUACAAUCCAAAGAUACACUUACACAAGAGUUCAAAAGCUCUCAACCUGAGCAUAAGUAUGUCUAUGUCAGAGAGACAAAUGUACGCUCUGGUCAUAGAGAGAGUCCAGAAGUCUCAUACAGCAAAUUACACUUGUGAGAUCAGCACGUCCAAUGGAAUUGAAAGUCAGAGGUGGGAGCUGAUAAUAACAGAGCGUGAGGAAGCUGGACAUAUGGACAAGCUAGUGAUUGCUGUGGCAGCUGUUGUUCCUUGUGUGUGUCUCCUGACCUUUGCAUUAGCUUUCAUCAUUCUGCAAAGAGUCUGCAAAAAACGUGCAGAGGAUCAAGAGCAAGAAGAAGAUAUUUAUGAAAACUGCCUGGAAGGUCAACGACGCGGCUUUAAUCAGCCUCACCAUAACAAACCAUGGGCUCACUGACAUGAAGCGCAGUCCAAAGAGAGAGAAGAAAAGGAAAAGGGAGUACUGGAAGUGGGCACAUGUGUGAAACAACUAAUUUUAUAGAAACAACCAUCUUUUCUGAAAUAUAAACAAAUUGUAAAACCUGUUUUUUUCCAUCCUCUAAAUUAUUCUCUAAAUUUCACUUUGAAUUACUUCAGUCCUUUUACUAUAUUUUUUACAUGCAAUUUUUAAUCUGAUUUCUCUAUAAAUAUACUGCAUGUGAUGAAGGGAGCAGCAGAACAAGGUUAACACCUGAUAUUAUCACCAUGUAAAGUUGUUACGGUAAAUGUGUUCGCAGAUAGCCUAUUUACAUAUAUCCUUUAAAAAAGAUACUGCAUGGGUCCAUGAAACAGAGCAGCUGUGUGCCAUACAGGAUUAAUACAACUGCUCUAUGUUCCAUAAAGUUGAUGGUUAUACUGUCACAGAUGCUCAAGAUUAUGGCCUAGAAAAUAAACAUAUCCCACUGUGAAAA
Perca fluviatilis (European perch) is the source of this 1473-nucleotide messenger RNA. RefSeq lists its product as uncharacterized. The record is from RefSeq and is a predicted model, not a curated record. The transcript is spliced from 5 exons. NCBI's taxonomy places the organism in Eukaryota, Metazoa, Chordata, Actinopteri, Perciformes, Percidae. The coding region runs from base 342 to 980 and encodes 212 amino acids.